Molecule: messenger RNA, 894 nt
Organism: Mesorhabditis spiculigera
Lineage: Eukaryota; Metazoa; Nematoda; Chromadorea; Rhabditida; Rhabditidae
Source: the annotation of a GenBank genome assembly
AUGGGAACGCCCUACAUUGGGAGCAAGAUCAAUUUGAUCUCGAAGUUUGACAUCCGAUAUGAAGGAAUUCUUUACACGGUCGACACUGCGGACUCUACCAUUGCUCUAUCAAAAGUCCGAUCAUUUGGAACCGAAGACCGUCAAACUGAGAAUCCUGUAGCUGCUCGUGACAACGUCUACGAGUGCAUUAUCUUCAAGGCAUCGGAUAUCAAGGACUUGAUUGUUUGUGAAACUCCCGCACCCCCAACUGCCCAUGGACUUGACUUUGAUCCCGCUAUCGUUUCCGUGAAAUCGACGGUGCCACCCCUACACGGCGAAGGCGAUCCAGCCGCCGGUUCAUCUCGUUCGUCUCCUCGUGCUUCGCCUGCUCAAGGUCAACAGCGUACCCCUACUCGUUCUUUCAAUCGUGGGGCACACCGAGGUUAUGCGAUGCGCCAACCCAAUGCUGGCAUGUACCACCCGCGUGGCCACUACAACAACCGCGGGGGUUAUCAGCAUCAACGCACCGGUAACCCGCCUGCCCCCACGGAGAAGGUCAAAUUUGACGGGGACUACGACUUUGAGAAGGCCAACACCGAGUUCACCUCUUCAAUUGACGAUAAGCUGCAGGCCUUGACAAUUGGCAAGGAAAAAGAUGAAGAUGCGGCCGUCGUUGAGCUUCCGGAUGAACAGCCGGCGUUCUACGAUAAGAAGUCUUCCUUCUUCGACAGCAUCUCUUGCGAGGCGCUUGAGAAGCAAGAAGGCCGAAGGACUCGCCCGGACUGGAAGAAGGAACGCGAGACGAACCAAGAGACUUUCGGGCAAACUGCUGUUCGCUCGUUCAACUACCGCCGCGGUUAUGGACGCGGUAUGCGUGGCUCACGAUAUCCCGCGCACCGCAUCCGCUUUGGUCAG